This is a messenger RNA of Alternaria hordeiaustralica, 861 nucleotides long. RefSeq lists its product as uncharacterized. Bases 1 to 861 code for a protein of 286 amino acids. The record is from RefSeq and is a predicted model, not a curated record. The transcript has a single exon. Lineage: Eukaryota; Fungi; Ascomycota; Dothideomycetes; Pleosporales; Pleosporaceae.
AUGUUUCCCACUAACCCCAACCUCACCGUCGUCAAGGUCGACUACGACGACGACACAGCCCUCACCUCCGCCCUCUCCAACCACGACUUCCUCAUCAUAACCCUCUCCGCACGCGCCCCACCGACCCUCCACCCCCGUAUCGUGUCCUGCGCCGCGGCCGCCAAGAUCCGCUGGAUCAUGCCUAACUACUUCGGCUACGGCAUCGGUGAUCGCGCGCUCAGUGGCAAGGCUGACUUACCCACCAACUUCGAGCGCUACAUUGACGAUGUGAAGAGCACGCCAGGACUCGAUUACACAGCGCUUGUAUGCGGCUUCUGGUACGAAUUCAGUCUCGCAAUGGGGGAACCGUGGUUUGGCUUCCGGAUCCGCGAGAGGAGCGUGACGAUGUAUGGGGAUGGGAUGAAGAAAGUUAAUGUGAGUACGUGGGAGGCUUGUGGGAGGGCUGUUGCGGGGUUGUUGUCUCUUCCCGUGCAUUGUCAAGAUGCCACCGAUGGUGUCGCGUUAGAGAAGUGGAGGAACGAAGGUGUUUACAUAUCGUCUUUCCUGGUGUCCCAGCGCGAUAUUCUAGAUAGUUUACACCGGGUGCUCGGGACGCGAGAUGCGGAUUGGACGAUCAGAUAUGAGGAUGUGGAGAAGAGGUUUGGGGAUGGGAUGAGGGAGUUGGGAGAGGGGAAGAUGUUGGGGUUUGCGAAGGCGCUUUAUGCGGGGGUUUGGAGGAGUGAGGGGGCUGAUUAUGAGAGCAUAGGGGGUUUGGAUAAUGGGGUGUUGGGGAUGGAGAAGGAGGAUUUGGAUGGGGCGACGAGGAGGGCGGUUGAGAUGGCGAUGGGGCCGAUGGGGGAUGUUGAGGGACAGUUCAGGUAA